Macrobrachium nipponense is the source of this 537-nucleotide messenger RNA. Its product is annotated as chaperone protein DnaJ-like. The transcript is spliced from 2 exons. Lineage: Eukaryota; Metazoa; Arthropoda; Malacostraca; Decapoda; Palaemonidae. The record is from RefSeq and is a predicted model, not a curated record. Gene Ontology annotation, cellular component: chloroplast. The coding region runs from base 1 to 537 and encodes 178 amino acids.
AUGACGCAGCUUGAGAAAUUAGAUGAUCAAGAAUUGGUUGCAGCCGCCAGAACCUUGCAAAGAAUGCAACGUCAUGGCUGCCCAUACUACAUCCUAGGUAUUGCAGAGGAGGCUAAUUUGAAGGAAAUAAAGUGGGCCUACAGGAAGCGGACACUCAAGUUUAACCCUGAUAACUGCCAAGGGUCUAAAGACGAGCGACAGCGCAGAAUGGAUAUCAUGCACAAGGUCAACUAUGCUAAUUAUCUCCUAUGUGAUACUGAUGAAAGAAGAAAAUACAACGCAGUCAGGGAAUUCAUCAAGGACCUGGCAGAUAGCUUUUCAUCAGGCAUCCUUGGCGAUUCUCUCAUCUCCCUGAUGGAGGCAGGAGGCCCAACUAUCAGGAUGAGAGCCAACAGUUAUUCAGAGGAAGGAGGACCAGCUCUCAGGAUGAGAGCUAACAGCUGUUCGGAGGGUGGAGGAGAAGCGCUCAGGAUAAGAGCCAACAGCUAUUUGGAGGCUGGAGGACAAGCUCUCAGGAUGAGACCUAACAGCUGUUAG